GCAGAUGCCCCAACCGGGGCCCAGCGAGCGCCAGGUAGUUCCAGUUUGCCAGCAGAAUGAAUACAGAAAGAGACUCAGAAACGACAUUUGAGGAGGAUUCUCAGCCCAAUGAUGAAGUGGUUCCGUACAGUGACGAUGAAACCGAAGAUGAACUUGAGGACCAGGGGCCUGAGGUUGAACCGACACAGAAUCGAGUCAACAGAGAAGUGGAGGAAAGACGGGAGACAUUAAGAAAAGAUUGUUCAUGGCAAGUCAAAGCAAAUGACCGAAGCUUCCACGAACAGCCUCAUUUUAUGAACACCAAGUUCUUUUGUAUCAAGGAGAGCAAAUAUGCGAGCAAUGCAAUUAAAACGUACAAGUAUAAUGCCUUUACCUUUCUACCAAUGAAUUUGUUUGAGCAGUUUAAGAGAGCAGCCAAUUUCUAUUUCCUGGUCCUUCUUAUCUUACAGGCCAUUCCUCAGAUCACAACCCUGGCGUGGUACACCACCCUGGUGCCCUUGCUUUUGGUGCUGGGCAUCACGGCGAUAAAAGACCUGGUGGAUGAUGUGGCUCGCCAUAAGAUGGAUAACGAAGUCAACAACAGGACAUGUGAAGUCAUUAAGGAUGGCAGAUUCAAAGUUACCAAGUGGAAGGAGAUUCAAGUUGGAGAUGUCAUUCGUCUGAGGAAAAAUGAUUUUAUUCCAGCUGACAUCUUACUGCUGUCCAGCUCUGAACCGAACAGCCUCUGCUAUGUCGAAACGGCCGAACUGGAUGGAGAAACCAAUUUAAAGUUCAAAAUGGCACUUGAAACCACACACCAAUAUCUCCAAAAAGAAAAUUCAUUGGCAACGUUUGAUGGUUUUGUUGAAUGCGAAGAACCCAAUAACCGACUAGAUAAGUUUACAGGAACACUCUUCUGGAGAAACACAAGUUUUUCUUUGGAUGCUGAUAAAAUUUUGUUACGUGGCUGUGUAAUUAGGAACACCGAUUUCUGUCAUGGAUUGGUCAUUUUUGCAGGUGCCGACACUAAAAUAAUGAGGAAUAGUGGGAAAACCAGAUUUAAAAGAACUAAAAUUGAUUACUUGAUGAACUACAUGGUUUAUACGAUCUUUGUUCUUCUGAGCCUGAUUUCUGCUGGUCUUGCCAUUGGCCAUGCUUACUGGGAAGCUCAAGUUGGCAAUUAUUCUUGGUACCUUUAUGAUGGAGAAGACUCUAGCCCCUCCUACCGUGGGUUCCUCAAUUUCUGGGGCUACAUCAUUGUUCUGAACACCAUGGUGCCCAUCUCUCUCUAUGUCAGUGUGGAAGUGAUCCGUCUUGGACAGAGCUACUUCAUAAACUGGGACCUGCAGAUGUACUACUUUGAGAAGGACACGCCUGCAAAGGCAAGAACCACUACGCUGAAUGAGCAGCUUGGGCAGAUCCAUUACAUUUUCUCUGAUAAAACAGGCACUCUCACACAAAAUAUCAUGACCUUUAAAAAGUGCUGCAUCAAUGGAAAAAUAUAUGGAGACCAUCGGGAUGCUUCUCAACACAAUCAUAGCAAAAUAGAGCAAGUUGAUUUUAGCUGGAACACAUAUGCAGAUGGGAAGCUCGCCUUUUAUGACCAUUACCUCAUCGAGCAAAUCCAGUCAGGGAAGGAGCCGGAAGUGCGGCAAUUCUUCUUCCUGCUUGCAAUCUGCCACACUGUCAUGGUGGAUAGAAUUGAUGGUCAGCUCAACUACCAGGCAGCCUCUCCUGACGAGGGCGCUCUGGUAAGUGCCGCCAGAGACUUUGGCUUUGCCUUCCUCGCCCGGACCCAGAACACCAUCACCAUCAGUGAGAUGGGCACCGAGAGGACCUACACAGUUCUUGCCAUUUUAGACUUCAACAGUGACCGGAAGCGGAUGUCUAUAAUUGUGAGAACCCCUGAAGGCAGUAUCAGGCUUUACUGUAAAGGUGCUGACACUGUGAUUUACGAGCGGUUACAUCGAACGAAUCCUACCAAACAGGAGACACAGGAUGCCCUGGAUGUCUUUGCAAAUGAAACUCUUAGAACCCUGUGCCUUUGCUACAAGGAAAUUGAAGAAAAUGAAUUUGAAGAAUGGAAUAAAAAGUUCAUGGCUGCCAGUGUGGCCUCAACCAACCGGGAUGAAGCUCUGGAUAAAGUGUAUGAGGAGAUUGAAAAAGACUUAAUUCUAUUGGGAGCUACAGCUAUUGAAGACAAGCUACAGGACGGAGUCCCAGAAACCAUUUCAAAACUUGCAAAAGCAGACAUUAAGAUCUGGGUGCUUACUGGAGACAAAAAGGAAACUGCUGAAAAUAUAGGAUUUGCCUGUGAACUUCUUACUGAAGAAACUACUAUCUGCUAUGGAGAAGAUAUAAAUGCUCUUCUUAACACAAGAAUAGAAAACCAGAGGAAUAAAGGUGGAGUAUAUGCAAAAUUUGUACCCCAGGUGCAGGAACCUUUUUUUCCACCCGGCGGAAACCGUGCCUUGAUAAUCACUGGCUCUUGGUUGAAUGAAAUUCUUCUAGAGAAAAAGACCAAGACAAGUAAGAUUCUGAAGCUGAAGUUCCCAAGGACAGAAGAAGAAAGACGAAUGCGGACCCAAAGCAAAAGGAGGCUGGAAGCCAAAAAAGAACAGAGGCAGAAGAACUUUGUUGACCUGGCCUGCGAGUGCAGUGCGGUCAUCUGCUGCCGGGUCACCCCCAAGCAGAAGGCCAUGGUGGUGGACCUGGUGAAGAGGUACAAGAAAGCCAUCACCUUAGCGAUUGGAGACGGAGCCAAUGAUGUAAACAUGAUCAAAACUGCUCACAUCGGUGUUGGAAUAAGUGGACAAGAAGGCAUGCAAGCUGUCAUGUCCAGUGACUAUUCCUUUGCUCAGUUCAGAUACCUGCAGAGACUGCUAUUGGUGCAUGGCCGGUGGUCUUACAUCAGGAUGUGCAAGUUCCUACGAUACUUCUUUUAUAAAAACUUUGCAUUUACUCUGGUUCAUUUCUGGUACUCCUUCUUCAACGGGUACUCUGCACAGACUGCGUAUGAAGACUGGUUCAUCACCCUCUACAACGUGCUGUACUCCAGCCUGCCCGUGCUCCUCAUGGGGCUGCUCGACCAGGAUGUGAGUGACAAACUGAGUCUCCGAUUCCCUGGAUUAUAUGUAGUGGGACAAAGAGAUUUGUUAUUCAACUAUAAGAGGUUCUUCGUAAGCUUAUUGCAUGGGGUUUUAACAUCGAUGAUCCUCUUCUUCAUACCUCUGGGAGCUUACCUACAAACCGUGGGACAGGAUGGAGAGGCGCCUUCCGAUUACCAAUCUUUUGCUGUCACAAUUGCCUCCGCUCUUGUGAUAACAGUCAAUUUCCAGAUUGGCUUGGAUACUUCUUACUGGACUUUUGUGAAUGCUUUUUCAAUUUUUGGAAGCAUUGCACUUUAUUUUGGCAUCAUGUUUGACUUACAUAGUGCUGGCAUACAUGUUCUCUUUCCGUCUGCAUUUAAAUUUACAGCUCUCCCUCUGCAGAUUCAGAAGCAUCGCAAACGAUUAAAAGCAGAAGAGCAGUGGAAGCGGCGGCCAUACGUGUUCCGUCGUGGCAUGUCCUCCAGGCGCUCGGCCUACGCCUUCUCCCACCAGCGGGGCUACGCGGACCUCAUCUCCACGGGGCGCAGCAUCCGCAAGAAGCGCGCGCCCCUGGACGCAAUCAUCGCUGAUGGGACGGCAGAGUACCGGCGAACUGUGGAGAGUUGAGGCACCGGCCUCAAACUGCCUGGAGCAAAACAGUCACCCAGAGGAAAUGUCUUGCUUUUUGUUUUUGUAUGAAACUCUCAGGACUAGUUUUAAAAAACUGAACUUGUCACAAGGAUUUCGAAGACCUAAUCUUGUUGACAAACUACUUGGGUUGGACUAUUAAGCAAUAGCAAAGCCAAGAAUACCUUUUUAAAAGUCCUAUUGUUCAACUGUUUAUGUUCAUUAGGAUUCAAAGGGAAAUUUGUAAACCAGUCUCAAUCUAGAACAGAAUUAGAAAACGGUCUUGUAUUUCAAUUCCAAUGGUAUUGCAUCAUAAAAUUUGACUUCGAUAUUUCAGUCUGGGAUCUUCAACAAGAAUUUCCCUGAGGGAUAUAUAUAUACCACCUUUUAACCAAGAUCUUUCAUUUAUGAUGGUAGUGAGAAAAGAUUCAUGAAUGUUCACCACCUGGAGCCCAGUGGUCCAAGGCUUUUUCAGAAUUGUCAAGGGGCUAACGGUUUCAUGUUCUCAAAUUGGUUUAAUAAUUCAAUCAAAGAAAAUUGCUUCAGAUUUCGUAAGUACAAGGUUUUAGUCUGUUUUAGUUUACUACGAGGUUAAAAAAGCACAUUGCAUACCUUUACUCUUACUAUUCCAUAUUACUUUAGCCACUUCCUGUAGUUCUGGAUGAGUUUGUCCCCUACUUUCUUAAAAAAAAAAAAGAAAGGAUUUAAAUAUGUAUGGGCUUUUUAAAAAAAAGUUUAAAAAAACUGAGGAUAUCAGUGAUAAAUUGCAAAAUAUUUUGCAAAGCUUUCUUUUGAAAAGCAAACUUUGUGCCUACCUAUAUGUAAAGUAUUUUAUAAGAGACUUUACUAUAUGUAAAGUAUUUAACAGAGACCUCAUUCUUUUACACUUGUUAGAUCUUGAGAGAAAAGGGCUGUUGGUAGCUACAUUUCUAAGACUGCGAGGCAAAAGUUAUUUUUCCAGAAGCUUUUCUCAUUCUGUUUUUCAGUUUCCAUAUUUUCGUGAAGAUGCAGAAGUGUUUUCAAUGAUUCUGUCUGUUAGGCUGUGAACAUUCACAGUACCUGUCCCAUUGAAUUCCUGUGAGGAAAUCUCAGCAUGUACAUCAUUCACUUUCUAGGUAUGAUAAAAGAAUGUAUGGCUCUUUAUGGAAGCAAAUUUCUGAAAGUUUACAACUUCUCUUUAUCUUGUAAAUUUUUUAAAAAUUGUAAGUGGUUUUUUUGUGUGUGUUUGUAAAGAAAAGUUAGCUUGUGUAAUUCUGUUUCAGAUUUCUCUCCCAUUUUGUGAAUUGUGGGAAAGGUUGAGAAUGCAAAUGUGUCAAAGACUUAUGUUGCGGGGUGCAAUAUUAACAAUUUAAAACUGCUUUGGAUAAAUUAUUUCUACAUUCUGUAAAUCUGAGAUUUAAUGUAUAUUUUUGUUUAAAAAAUAAAUGAUUUAGUAAAAUCUU
Messenger RNA from Myotis davidii, 5137 nucleotides. It is a transcript of the gene ATP8B1, whose product is annotated as ATPase, aminophospholipid transporter, class I, type 8B, member 1. Gene Ontology annotation, molecular function: ATPase-coupled intramembrane lipid carrier activity; ATP hydrolysis activity; ATP binding. NCBI's taxonomy places the organism in Eukaryota, Metazoa, Chordata, Mammalia, Chiroptera, Vespertilionidae. Gene Ontology annotation, cellular component: plasma membrane. The coding region runs from base 57 to 3695 and encodes 1212 amino acids. The transcript is spliced from 27 exons. Gene Ontology annotation, biological process: Golgi organization; phospholipid translocation. The record is from RefSeq and is a predicted model, not a curated record.